Molecule: messenger RNA, 726 nt
Organism: Rotaria sp. Silwood1
Lineage: Eukaryota; Metazoa; Rotifera; Eurotatoria; Philodinida; Philodinidae
Source: the annotation of a GenBank genome assembly
AUGACGCAACAAGUUUGGCUUGAUGGUAACCUUGAUGGCUCACAUUCAGCUAGUGCCUACAAUGGUCUAUGGGGAAACACAACUAUUGGUGCCACUUUUCACUCAGGUACUGCAGUUGCGUUCAAUGGUUACAUAGACAAUGUACGAUUUGAGGCUAGAGCUAAAAAUUCGACUGAAAUUCUGAACGAUGCUACUCUACAUGUUUACUACUCAUUUGAUAGUGGUUCACUUACAGACAAUGGUCCUAAUGGUAUUAAUGGAACUGCUUCUGGAAAUUUAUCAACUACAACUGGUAGAGUUAAUCAAGCGCUGCAAUUUAAUGCGGGACCCUACAUACACUAUUCAUAUACUCCAUUUUACUUUUUAGGCAUCAGUGGUCAUCCAUUUAGUAUAGCUUUGUGGGCAGAGCCGACAGGAAGUUAUCUGCAAGAAACACUUGUUUUUGUAGAACAACCAUUUAGUUGGUGUGUUCAUGUUUUAGUAAUGACAUCGAGUGGACACUUGGUUGCUAAUUAUUGGAAUGGUUCCAAUGUAGCCACAAAUGGUCCAAUUCUUCCGUUAAAUACUUGGACACAUAUUAGCUAUACUUAUAGUACAACCAAUGGUAUUCGAUUGUAUAUAAAUGGUACCCAAUACUCGACGACAGGUUCUUUUACGUUUUCGGGCUCUGGUGUUCCAAUGCGUAUUGUAUUGGGUAGUGAUAGAGCUGUUCAUCAAUACAUGUGA